UGCACCUAACCUCCCUAGAAAUAGCUUAUUAUAAUAUGUGUAAUUCCAUAAAUUGUUGUUGUAUGAACAAUGUGGGAAGAUGAUUGUGUGUGGAGGUUUUACGAAAAGUAGACGUGAAUAAUUAGAACAUGAUUUGCGACAAUGUUUUCGUCAGCUGUAAUAACUUUAAUUUUAAUAAUUAGUUUAUUUAUAGUUGUAAGCGAACAAAGCAGACCUGAUUACAAAAUACUUAAUAUAGAAGAUCCCAAAUUGUGUUCGCCCAUAACAAAAAGAAAAAUUCGCACUGAUGGCCUUAUUGUCAAAGAAGGCAGAUCUAUAAACAAACAUUCUAUAACAUGGACUGCAAAUAAUCACUGCAAUUUUGAAGUGCAAUCCUCUUACAGAGGAGGAGGUAUUUUAGCAGUGAUUCAGCAUUUGAAUUUGAGAAGAAAUUCUACAACUGGAGAAUGUAUAGAUUAUGUUGAAUUCAGUAGCAGGGAAGUAAUGUUGCCUUAUCGAUAUUGUGAUAUUAUUUCUGCAGAUGUAGCAAUGGGUACUACUGAAAAUGCUACUAGUCAUUUACCAAUUCUACGCGGUUCAUAUAUGAAUUCUGAUGGGGAAUUAAACACAGUUAUCCAUAUUUCCAAAAUUCCACUGUCCUAUGAAGAACACACUGGGUUUGAAAUAGUUUUCACAUCUUAUGCAGACUGUUCUGAUAAGGAGGACCGUCGCACCAGUAACCUUAAGCCAUGCAUUGAAAAGUUUGACAAAGUAUGCAUUAACAAGGAAUAUUUCAGUGAUGGUGUUGUUAAUUGUCCAUUUUACGGAUGCACAGACGAAUUGAGUUGCUCUACAGAAUUGAAAGAACCUGUGGAACCAAGAUGGUCCGCUGAAAGUAAAGUUAUAAUUGGAUCAAUUUCAUCAAUUUUCGUCCUGUUCACAUUCUUUAUAUUGUGUCUUUGGGUUUUUAAGAAGCAUAAAUUACUUUGUUGGGCCGAGGAUUUUGCUCACCCUUGUGAAACUACAAGUAAUCGGAAUUCUCGGGUAAUGGAACUUAGCGAACAAACGGGAGCUCGUUUGGCAAGAUCCACUGAUCCGCAGCCGAACGCACCGCCCGCUGAAGAAGAAAAGGAUUUGCCUCCUUCUUAUGAUAGCCUUUUUCCUGAUGGCCCUGGUUAACAUUAAAAGCAGGUAUUAUUUUAUUGGUAAACGCUGUUUAAAUUAUUGUAUUUAAAUAACAAGUUUUAUUUCUGACUCAAACUUGCCUUUUAAAAUAAGAUUUUUGGGAUUUUGGAUUGUAAUUAAUGUAGCGUCAUGGGAAGUUUUUUGUGUGGUGGGGUGAAAACAAAAAUGUUAACAUUAAAAAAAGUAUAUAAUUUACAUCUCACCGAGCUUAAUUUGUUUGAAUCUAAAUAAUUUAAGUUGGUAUUGUGCCAAAAUGAAUAUUGUGUUGGUCAUGAAAUUUCGUAUUGUUAGCGUAAGACACUUGUAAAUAUAUAUUAUAUUAUAUAAUUUUGUAACAUAUUUUAAUAAUAAAUAAUUUAAAAUACAACGCUUUAUUAGUGGGGCACACCAUAACACAUUCUACAU
Cylas formicarius (sweet potato weevil) is the source of this 1569-nucleotide messenger RNA. RefSeq lists its product as uncharacterized. The record is from RefSeq and is a predicted model, not a curated record. Bases 142 to 1158 code for a protein of 338 amino acids. Lineage: Eukaryota; Metazoa; Arthropoda; Insecta; Coleoptera; Brentidae. The transcript has 5 exons.